GAAUAUAAUUUUGAUUUUUCAGAAAAUAAAAGCAUCGAGGAGCACGUCAGACCUCUUGACCAAGUGUCCUCCUUCAUCGGCCUUCGUCUUUCGUAUAACCUCUCUCUCAAAAACCCUAAACUCUGUGAGAUCGUUUGGCACAUAGUGCGCGACAAUGGCGAACAGUAAUCUGCCCAGAAGAAUCAUUAAGGAAACUCAGCGUCUGCUAAGUGAACCGGCUCCUGGGAUCAGCGCUUCUCCAUCUGAGGACAAUAUGCGGUACUUCAAUGUCAUGAUUCUCGGCCCUUCACAAUCUCCUUAUGAAGGAGGAGUUUUCAAGUUGGAGCUUUUUUUGCCUGAAGAAUAUCCUAUGGCAGCUCCCAAGGUUCGGUUUCUCACCAAGAUAUACCAUCCUAACAUUGACAAGCUUGGAAGGAUUUGCCUUGAUAUUCUGAAAGAUAAGUGGAGUCCUGCACUGCAAAUAAGAACAGUGCUGCUAAGCAUUCAAGCUCUUCUAAGUGCGCCAAACCCGGACGAUCCGCUGUCUGAAAACAUCGCUAAGCAUUGGAAGACGGACGAGGCGGAAGCCGUGGAAACAGCGAAGAAAUGGACCCGCCUAUACGCAAGCGCAGCGUGACCGGGUGAAAGAGAAACCCUAAAAAAUAAAUCACACCAACAAGUGAAUCCGAUUCAUAAAGGAAUCUAAUUUCCGGGCUCUCUCCUCUUCCCUUUCAGACAGUAGUAGUAUCACUGACACUGAGUGUGCGUUGCUACUAAGGGGGUUGAGGCUGAAGACUCGUCUUUUUAUCAGUGUUUGUUAUUUUGCAAUCACUCUCUCUUGAGGUGCUUGAUUCGAAGGGGAGGCCCUUUCUUUUUUUUUGGGUCAAAAAUCACUGUGGAUACUCGCUUCACAAGAGAAGGCGGCCUUUCCAAAACUUGCUGUCUAUGAGUGCGUA
Molecule: messenger RNA, 935 nt
Organism: Tarenaya hassleriana
Lineage: Eukaryota; Viridiplantae; Streptophyta; Magnoliopsida; Brassicales; Cleomaceae
Product: ubiquitin-conjugating enzyme E2 35-like
Exons: 7
Coding region: 155-616 (153 amino acids)
Biological process (GO): DNA damage tolerance; protein K63-linked ubiquitination
Cellular component (GO): nucleus
Molecular function (GO): ubiquitin conjugating enzyme activity
Source: RefSeq, a predicted model, not a curated record